AUGAAUGUUGCAAAGUAUCCCGUUGGAAUUGAAUCUCAUGUUGGAGAUGUACUUCAUUUACUACAAAUCCAAACAAAUGAUGAUGUUCAAAUGAUGGAAAUUUUUGGUAUGGGUGGUGUUGGAAAAUCAACCAUUACUAAAGCCAUAUACAAUCACUUGAUCUUGAGCUUUCAAGGGUUUGAAGGUAGUUGCUUUGUUGCAAAUAUUAGACAAGAAGUUUCUAAUAAGGGACACAAUGGUCUAGUUGGUUUACAAGAGAAAAUUCUUCACAAAAUACUCAAGAGAAAGAAAUUUGAAAUUGAUAAUGUUGAUGAAGGAAUAAGUUUGAUCAAUGCAAGGCUGCAAUCCAAGAGGGUUCUUAUUGUUCUUGAUGAUGUAGACCACAUAAGUCAAUUACAAUCAUUAGCAGGUCAGCGAAAUUGGUUUGGUUUAGAUACUACAAUUAUAAUAACAACUAGAGAUGUUCACUUGUUGAGUGAGCUUGGAACACAAGAGAAGUACAUGGUUAAAACAUUAAGCAUUGAUGAUUCUUUGCAACUAUUAAGUUGGCAUGUUGUUGGUGUUCCUAUAGCAUUAAAAGAGUAUACUGAACUAUCCAAAAUGAUAGCAAGUUAUACUGGGGGACUUCCAUUAGCACUUACAAUUGUAGGUUCUCAUUUGCGUGGAAGAUCUGUGCAAGAGUGGAUCGAAGAUGUUGAGAAAUUAAGAAGCAAUCUUCAUGACGAUAUUCAAAAAAUUCUUAAAAUAAGCUAUGAUGCACUUGAUGAUGAUACUAAGAACAUCUUUCUUGAUAUUGCUUGUUUUUUUGUUGGGCAUGGCAAAAAGGGCACUGCUAUGAUAUUGGAAGCUUGUGGUUUUUAUGCUGAAAGUGGAAUUAAAAUCUUGAUAGAAAGAUGCUUGUUAACAAUAGAUGGGGGUAGAGAAUUUGGGCGUCUUGAGAUGCAUGAUUUGGUACAAAAUAUGGGAAGAGAAAUUGUUCGAAAGGAAUUUCCUAGAGAACCUAGCAAACGAAGUAGAUUGGUGGAUCCAAAGGAUGUAUUUGAUGUUCUUCAAAGCAACAAGCAUUUGGUAUGCUUGAGGACCUUAAAGUUCGAUGGUUGUACACAACUUAAGAGUACACCAAACUUUACUGGGGCACAGAGUCUUCAGACAAUAUCCUUCAGUGCUUGUUCAAAUUUGGCGAAUGUGCAUCCAUCAAUUGGAAGUUUGGAGAGGCUUGUUAGGUUAGAUUUUUGGAAGUGCAAGAAAUUGAAGGAGUUCCGUCCUUUAAGCCAGGGAAGCGCUCUUCGGGCAGAGGUCCAAUUUAUCUGCUUAAAAUUAUAUGGUUGCAAGAAUUUGAGGGAGCUUCCAAUUGACAUUGGAAAAUUAGAGCAACUAAGAAGAUUAGAUGUUGUAGAAACUGGUAUCUCACAUUUACCCUUUUCUUUGGGAAGUUUGAGAAAUCUAGAGUCCCUGGACCUGGGAGAGCCUGUGGGCUCAGUAGCUGUUGAUUUUUUCCCAUCGUCAACUGCGAAUUUGUGCUCAUUGGAAAGUCUAAGUGUGAGUUUCAACAAGUUGCAGCAAGUAAAUCUUCCAAUUGCUAUUGGGAGUUUGACCUCAUUGACAUUUUUAAAGUUAUCAGGAAUUUGCUAUCAAAGCCUAUCGUUGGACUUUUCUCAUCCCUAA
Messenger RNA from Ipomoea triloba (trilobed morning glory), 1665 nucleotides. Its product is annotated as TMV resistance protein N-like. Gene Ontology annotation, molecular function: ADP binding; ATP hydrolysis activity. The record is from RefSeq and is a predicted model, not a curated record. The transcript is spliced from 3 exons. Lineage: Eukaryota; Viridiplantae; Streptophyta; Magnoliopsida; Solanales; Convolvulaceae. Gene Ontology annotation, biological process: defense response. Bases 1 to 1665 code for a protein of 554 amino acids.